AUGCUGUCAACAUGUAAGAUGGCGACCCUUCACAGGCAGAAUGCUGCCGGUCGGAGGAAAGUGCAGGUCUCAUAUGUAAUUAGAGAUGAAGUUGAGAAGUACAACCGCAAUGGAGUUAAUGCAUUACAGCUGGAUCCAACUCUUAAUCGACUUUUUACCGCUGGUCGAGACUCCAUCAUCAGGAUAUGGAGCGUCAACCAGCACAAGCAGGAUCCAUACAUAGCGUCAAUGGAACAUCACACAGAUUGGGUCAAUGACAUUGUUCUCUGCUGCAAUGGAAAAACAUUGAUAUCUGCUUCAUCUGACACUACAGUAAAAGUCUGGAAUGCACAUAAAGGAUUUUGUAUGUCAACAUUGCGAACCCAUAAGGAUUAUGUGAAAGCCUUAGCGUAUGCUAAAGACAAAGAACUUGUGGCCUCGGCAGGGUUGGACAGGCAGAUCUUUCUGUGGGAUGUGAAUACAUUAACGGCACUGACUGCCUCUAAUAACACUGUCACUACAUCUUCUCUUAGUGGAAACAAGGAUUCAAUCUACAGUCUGGCCAUGAACCAAAUGGGCACAGUAAUAGUAUCUGGAUCCACUGAAAAGGUUUUAAGAGUAUGGGACCCACGCACCUGUGCCAAGCUCAUGAAGUUAAAAGGACAUACAGACAAUGUAAAAUCAUUGCUCCUCAAUCGAGAUGGCACUCAGUGUCUGUCAGGCAGCUCAGAUGGCACAAUCAGGCUGUGGUCACUGGGGCAGCAGAGGUGUAUAGCCACAUAUCGUGUUCAUGAUGAGGGCGUGUGGGCACUGCAGGUUAAUGAAGCAUUUACACACGUGUACUCUGGAGGCCGGGACCGUAAGAUUUACUGCACAGAUCUACGCAAUCCAGAUAUACGGGUGCUUAUCUGUGAAGAGAAGGCCUCUGUUCUCAGGAUGGAACUGGACAGGUCAGCAGACCCACCGUCAGCCAUCUGGGUCUCCACCACAAAGUCCACCGUUAACAAAUGGUCUCUGAAGGGCAUGCACAAUUUUAGAGCAUCUGGUGAUUACGACAAUGACUGCAGUACUCCUCUGACACCGCUGUGCACACAGCCAGACCAGGUCAUUAAAGGUGGAGCCAGUAUAAUUCAGUGCAACAUUCUGAAUGACAAGCGACACAUACUCACCAAAGACACCAACAACAAUAUAGCAUAUUGGGACGUGCUAAAGGCAUGUAAAGUUGAAGAUUUGGGCAAGAUGGAGUUUGAUGAGGAGAUCAAAAAACGUUUUAAGAUGGUUUAUGUGCCUAACUGGUUCUCUGUUGAUCUUAAAACAGGGAUGCUAACUAUUACACUUGAUGAAAGUGAUUGCUUCGCUGCCUGGGUCUCAGCCAAAGAUGCCGGAUUUUCCAGUCCUGAUGGAUCAGACCCAAAAUUGAAUCUUGGUGGGCUCCUUCUCCAAGCUCUACUUGAGUACUGGCCCAGGACACACAACGCUCCCAUGGAUGAUGAAACGGAACUGAACCAUGUAAAUGGUGAGCAUGAGAGCAGGCUACAGAAAGGAAAUGGUUAUUUCCAAGUGCCACCACAUACUCCAGUUAUCUUUGGUGAGGCAGGUGGAAGGACUUUGUUCAGGUUGCUGUGUCGAGACUCUGGAGGCGAGACUGAGUCUAUGCUGCUCAAUGAGACAGUUCCACAGUGGGUAAUUGACAUCACAGUGGAUAAGAACAUGCCCAAAUUCAACAAAAUCCCGUUCUACCUUCAGCCUCACUCCUCAUCUGGUGCCAAGACAUUAAAAAAAGACCGACUGUCAGCAAGUGACAUGCUCCAAGUAAGAAAAGUGAUGGAACAUGUUUAUGAGAAGAUAAUUAAUCUAGACAACGAGUCCCAGACAGGUAGUUCAGCUGGAGAAAAGACUAGUGAGCAGAAAGAUGAAGAGGACAUGGGAGUACUUGCAGAGGAGAAGAUUGAGCUGCUCUGUCAGGACCAGGUUUUGGAUCCCAACAUGGAUUUGCGAACAGUGAAGCAUUUUAUAUGGAAGAGUGGGGGUGACCUUACACUUCACUACAGGCAGAAGUCCACAUAAUGAGCCUCAUCCCAACAUUUGUUCACAAUUCCUGUUCAAAACAAUGGGCCCAGUGCAUCUCUGUCCAUUUCUUAAUGAAAUCUGAUGCAUGAGACACUUUCACCUACAACAGUUCAUGGUCUGUAAUUCUCAACACAGAGCUCACUGGAUCUGCCAGUUUUUUUAAGGACAGGACAGUAAGAGAGAUACUGUGAAGAUUCAGCUGACAAAUAGAAAUAGUGAUUUUUAUCUUUUGAUUUUUAUUUAAUAUGCCAUCUGUUUUGACUAUUUAAAAUGCAUAUUGACGUUUUGUGCGGUGUUCAUUCUUUUUACAUGUUCUUUUACCAGGAUGUUUAAGAAUUUAUGUAUCAUGUAUAGGUUGUGAGUGUGAGCACCCCACAAUCAAAGUCCUUAUUAACACCUAUUAAUGGGCAGUGGAAGCUCAGUGGUUAAAUUACUGCCACUGUUGGACCCCUGAGUAAGGUCCCUAACCCUCAAUUGUUCAAAUUGUAUUCAAUAAUAAUUGUAAGUCACUUUGGAUGAAAGUAUCUGCUAAAUGCCUCGAAUGUAAAUGUACUACCACAAAACAUGUAAAUAAUCGGGUAACUAAUCCUGACACUUAUUAAGGUGGCUGAUUUAUUACAUUAGCACAGAGAGGAAAAGGAGAAACAUCUGCAAUUUAAAGUGCAUUAGAGAUGUAAUAGCUGUCAGCUGUUUGUGCCAAGACAACAUGCUUUAUUUAAAUAGUCACAGCCCCAUAAUAUUUGUCAUUCAUGAGCCAAUCAUCUACCAACAACAAAACACUGUAAAGUGAAGACACACCUGAUUCAUGUAUUUCACUAAUACUGAUAAUGCAUUAUAUGUUGUUUGGACCCAUUUGAUGUGUUAAAAGUCGGUUAGGUUGUGUUGUGAGUGAGAGACCAGAGAUUUUUACUGACCCGUCUCUUUACAUUCCAGAGAUGUUUGUUAUAUCUUGAUAUCUUGAUUUUUCUUGUAUGGAAAAAAAGAAAACUCGAAAUUAACCAAUAGUUUUGGGUCUAAAUUAUAACUGUUAGGUAUUUUAGUUAAAUUUGCAGGAGCGCUGCUUUCACAAACUUCCAUGUUAUUUAGUCUAGAAGCAUAGACAUGCAUUAAGGCUUUUGUAAAGCUGGUACAUUUUCACCAAAACUGAUGUGUCAUUCACGUUUGCUGUGUUAUAUACAUUUGUGCCGCUGUUUUGUACAUACUGUAAUUAUUUUGUAAACGCUUUUACCUGAAUCAUUCCUUUCAAAAUCAGGAUGUUUUUAUUUCCUAUGUAAUUCUAUUAAUCCCAAAAGGUGCUUUUAUUUUUAAAUAUUAAAAGAAAUAAUCAAUUUAGUCCCAGCCCUGCUGUGAAUUAUAAAAGAUUUAGUAGUUUCAUGUGCUCCAAUCACUACUAUUGACCUGUUCAGCCAAGAGUGGACUGAUGUAAAGCAUAGGUUCUCAAGCUUUAUAAAUAAUUUAGCACCCAGAUCACAUCAGUUUCUCGAAGCACCAGCUACACUACAUGUGGCUACCUGCUUGUGACCAUGUUUAAAAUCUCAUGUAUUUAUUAAUUGUUAUUAAUAUGAAGUUCUUCCCCUUGUAGCUGUAUCAGCCUUUAUUAUGCUGGAAAGGUGUUUCGCAAUAUGUUUGCGUCUGGCUGGGGAGAUUUGUACCCACAUAUACUGAUCCACUUAACAUGGUUUAAAUUACAGUUACAAAAACUACGGAUUAAAUUCUUUUUGUUUCAGUGCAUGCAACAUUAUUUCUAAGAUCAUCUGGAGUACCACCUGGGGGAGCUAUACCCCCAGUGGUUUUCGUAUCAUAGUUUGCGAACCACUGCUGCCAUGGGUUUUGAAUGCAAAAAAAGGUAAUAAAUUAUAAAUACAGAAUAUCAUUUAUUUAUAAAAACUGUGCUUUGCAGAAUGCAUAAAUCAUGACUUACGUUUGCACAAUGUUAUAGAAAUGUAUUAUAUUUUGGAUUUAGUCCAAAAUGCUAAAUAAACUAAUGUACUUUAAAA
Messenger RNA from Trichomycterus rosablanca, 4046 nucleotides. It is a transcript of the gene wdr48a, whose product is annotated as WD repeat domain 48a. The transcript has 19 exons. Gene Ontology annotation, molecular function: ubiquitin binding. Lineage: Eukaryota; Metazoa; Chordata; Actinopteri; Siluriformes; Trichomycteridae. Bases 1 to 2046 code for a protein of 681 amino acids. The record is from RefSeq and is a predicted model, not a curated record. Gene Ontology annotation, biological process: double-strand break repair via homologous recombination.